Molecule: messenger RNA, 555 nt
Organism: Rotaria sp. Silwood1
Lineage: Eukaryota; Metazoa; Rotifera; Eurotatoria; Philodinida; Philodinidae
Source: the annotation of a GenBank genome assembly
AUGAAGUGUUUGGCAUUAAUCGCUGUUCUUUGCUUUUUUGGUAUGAGUGCUGGACAAGGAAUAACAAUGGAUUUUCUUAAUGAUAAUGUCGUUAAUCCUAUGCUUCAACAAAUUCAAACCAAUGCACUUGGCAUGCUUAGUCAACAAAUAAGCGGUCUCUUUUCAAGCCUUUUUACAGACCUUUUUGGCAAACGUGAUUUAUCAGAUCGCUUGAACAUUAAUCUUAAAGAAGUUUUGGCUCCAUUUAUCGCUCAAGUUAAAGCAAUCUAUCAACGUUUAUUUACAGUCUUUGUUCAAAUUGUUCAACAUGUUGAAGAUUGGAUCCAAAAACCUGAUUGGGCACGUAUCGAAUUUGUUCGUGCUGGUGCUGAAGCUGAAGCUGCAGUUUCAAAACUCCAUCCUGGUGCUGAAUUUUUACAACCACUCGUUAACCUUGUUCAAACUCAUUUACACGCUCUUAUCCCCGAUUUUGAAGCAAUCAUUGUCCAACUUUUCGGCUCUCUUCAAAAUCCAGUUCAAUCACUCAUUGGUACUGGCAGUCUUUUACAACCAUAA